GUGGCGGGGCGGGAGGCUCGAGGCCAGCCCGGGACCGGGGCUGGGAGCUGGAAGGCGGCGGCGGCGGCGGCGGCGGCGGAGGCAGUGAGUGCCCGCGCUCCGACGCCCCCAGGCGGUGGGGCUGAGAGAGCCCCAAGAUGGCUCCGAGCGCUGACCUCGGCGUGUUCAGGAUGUUAUUGUUCCUGCUGCUGCUGCGGUUUCUGCCCCCCAUUGAGGGGUCCCAGCGUGCUGAACCCAUGUUCACUGCAGUCACCAGCUCGGUCCUGCCCCCUGACUAUGACAGCAACCCCACCCAGCUCAACUAUGGUGUGGCAGUCACCGAUGUGGACCAUGAUGGAGAUUUUGAGAUCGUUGUGGCAGGGUACAACGGCCCCAACCUGGUUCUGAAGUAUGACCGGGCCCAAAAGCGACUGGUGAACAUCGCAGUGGAUGAGCGCAGCUCCCCUUACUAUGCACUGCGGGACCGGCAAGGGAAUGCUAUCGGCGUCACAGCCUGCGACAUCGACGGGGAUGGCCGUGAGGAGAUCUACUUCCUCAACACCAAUAAUGCCUUCUCAGGGGUGGCCACGUACACGGACAAGUUGUUCAAGUUCCGCAACAACCGGUGGGAAGACAUCCUCAGUGACGAGGUCAACGUGGCCCGCGGUGUGGCCAGCCUCUUUGCCGGGCGCUCCGUGGCCUGCGUGGACAGGACGGGCUCCGGACGCUACUCUAUCUAUAUCGCCAAUUAUGCCUACGGUAACGUGGGCCCUGACGCCCUCAUUGAAAUGGACCCUGAGGCCAGUGACCUCUCCCAGGGCAUUCUGGCGCUCAGAGAUGUGGCUGCUGAGGCUGGGGUCAGCAAAUACACAGGGGGCCGGGGUGUCAGCGUGGGCCCCAUCCUCAGCAGCAGCGCCUCAGACAUCUUCUGUGACAACGAGAAUGGGCCCAACUUCCUCUUCCACAACCAGGGCGACGGCACCUUCGUGGAUGCUGCUGCCAGUGCUGGUGUGGAUGACCCGCACCAGCACGGGCGAGGUGUUGCCCUGGCCGACUUCAACCGUGAUGGAAAAGUGGACAUCGUUUACGGCAACUGGAAUGGCCCCCACCGGCUCUACCUGCAGAUGAGCGCCCACGGGAAGGUCCGGUUUCGGGAUAUCGCCUCGCCCAAGUUCUCCAUGCCGUCCCCUGUCCGCACAGUCAUCGCCGCCGACUUUGACAAUGACCAGGAGCUGGAGAUCUUCUUCAACAACUUCGCCCACCGCAGCUCCUCAGCCAACCGCCUCUUCCGUGUCAUCCGCAGGGAACACGGCGACCCUCUCAUCGAGGAGCUCAAUCCUGGCGAUGCCUUGGAGCCUGAGGGUCGGGGCACAGGGGGUGUGGUGACAGACUUCGAUGGAGAUGGGAUGCUGGACCUCAUCUUGUCCCACGGGGAGUCCAUGGCUCAGCCGCUGUCCGUCUUCCGGGGAAACCAGGGCUUCAGCAACAACUGGCUGCGUGUGGUGCCUCGGACCCAGUUCGGGGCCUUCGCCAGGGGAGCUAAGGUUGUGCUCUAUACCAAGAAGAGCGGGGCCCACCUGAGGAUUAUCGACGGGGGUUCAGGCUACCUGUGUGAGAUGGAGCCCGUGGCACACUUUGGCUUAGGGAAGGAUGAAGCCAGCAGUGUGGAGGUGACGUGGCCAGAUGGCAAGAUGGCAAGCCGGAACGUGGCCAGUGAGGAGAUGAACUCUGUGCUGGAGAUCUCCUACCCCCGGGAUGAGGACAGACUUCAGAGCCCAGCCCCACUGGAGACACCAACGAAUGCAUCCAGUUCCCAUUCGUGUGCCCUCGAGACAAGCCUGUGUGCGUCAACACGUAUGGAAGUUACAGGUGCCGGACCAACAAGAGGUGCAGUCGGGGCUACGAACCCAACGAGGACGGCACGGCCUGUGUGGGUGACAUUGACUGCGGCCAAGGAUGAGAGGCACUGGCCCACGCGAUUUUGUAAAGUAUUAGUACCCCUAUCUUACAGCUGGAGAGGACAGUGGGGCUCGAGGGGUCUCCACCACGUGCUACCCUCACAAAGCCUGAAUUCCAAUUCAGGUCUCACUAGGAGUGGUAUUUGCAUUGCCUUCACGCUUGGUAAAUAUGUAAAGUCCAAACGAAGCGUAGGUGCCUCCUGCCAGAAACUUUCCUUACUCUGAGUCCUCCCGGAGCUGUGGUCAAGGGAGCUAGGGUUUCCCAAGAACAAGGCGGAGCCCCAGGAGCUGGCCGUAGGGAGAGUCACCGCCAGCUGGACUCCAUCUUUGCCCCACAGGGUUUGGGAGCCCUGGGGAUGGUUCCCAGGCUGCUGGGUUCCGGGGUGCAGUGCACGAUUCUGCCGCUCGGUGGCACCACGAGCCUCUGUAAACCCUGUGGUUUUCACACACCCCAAAGGAAGCUAGAAAGCAGUCUGGCAGCAGUGACCACGGGGGAAUGGCAGCCGAGAGCUUCCUGGGGGUUCCUCUGCUCGCUGGGGCCUGACAGGGCCUGUUCCUGGCUGGCCAGGGGGAUGCAGAGACGUGGCUGUGACCCAACCCAAGGAGGAGGCCACUUCCCCCAUAACUGAGCCAGCAGAGAAGAACCAGGGAGAGAGAAGCCACGCCUCACCUGCUUCUCCCCGCUCUGCCCUUCACCGAGCUGCCCCCGUGGGCUCCGCAGUUGAAGAGCACAGCCCAACCACACUCCCGUGUUACCUAGAAGCUCCAGCCCUGGGCUUGGAGGUACCAGGCACAGCUCCAAGUCCUUACCUGGGAAUCUGCCAAAUCCUAACCUAGGAUGACCGAGGACCUCAAGCUCUGACAGAGUCCCUAAACCUGGGUGAACUUUGCCUAGAUUCAAAACCAAGCUCUUCCACUUCCUAGUUGUGUAACUUUGGGCAAGUUAUUUAACUUCCGUGAGUCUCAGCCUCCUCAUCUGUAAAAUGGGAAUAAUAGUCCACAUCUUACGAUUGUCGUGAGGACUGAAUGGUUAUGUGGCAUCUUAGCCUAGCGCAUGGCACAUAGUGAUAAAACAAAUGUUAGCUACUAUUGGGUAUUAUUAUUAUGAAUAAUAACCUUGCCAACAGGACAGAAUGAAUUUACCCACAUGUUAAAGAACAGCCUCCGUUGUGACAACCCCACACACCCCAGGUUUGAGCAGAGGCAGUGAGUCCAGCCUGCCCCAGGGCUCAGGGAAAGGCCCAGCUGCCCCUCAGGAGCAGCAGGCACAAGUGUGAAAGCCACCCAGAGUCCCAGUCAACACCAGCCAGAGGGGAUGUCCCCAAAGCCCCCACCCUGGGGGCUGGAGCCAUUAUCCCCACAGUCUGGUGAGAUCCUCUCUUGGCCCACGGACCUGAGUGCGUGACCCUGGCCGCCCUGAGGC
Molecule: messenger RNA, 3360 nt
Organism: Prionailurus viverrinus (fishing cat)
Lineage: Eukaryota; Metazoa; Chordata; Mammalia; Carnivora; Felidae
Gene: CRTAC1
Product: cartilage acidic protein 1
Exons: 14
Coding region: 138-2162 (674 amino acids)
Biological process (GO): axonal fasciculation
Molecular function (GO): calcium ion binding
Source: RefSeq, a predicted model, not a curated record